Molecule: messenger RNA, 2298 nt
Organism: Musa acuminata AAA Group (dessert banana)
Lineage: Eukaryota; Viridiplantae; Streptophyta; Magnoliopsida; Zingiberales; Musaceae
Product: subtilisin-like protease SBT3
Exons: 1
Coding region: 1-2298 (765 amino acids)
Biological process (GO): proteolysis
Molecular function (GO): serine-type endopeptidase activity
Source: RefSeq, a predicted model, not a curated record
AUGAAGCUCUUCAUGGCCUCUUCUGCGCAUCUCCUCCUCUUCCUCAAUGCAUGUCUUCUCCUUCUUCCGCUUCUCCCCACCUCAGGCCAGAGAUCCACCUACAUCAUCCACAUGAACAGUUCCUCCAUGCCCGCCUCUCAACCCACGCACCAUGACUGGUACUCGACCAUCCUGGAGAACAUGUCGCUUGCCACCCCCAACUCCACCACCUCGGGCCGCCCUCAGCUCCUCCACACCUACCACCACGCCCUCACCGGUUUUGCCGCCACCCUGACUGCCGACGAGCUGCGAGCGAUGGAAGACUCCUCCGGCUUCAUCGCUGCCUACCCUGACCUGGAGAUCAAGCUUCACACCACCCGCACACCUCAGUUCCUCUGCCUCAACCACGACACCGGACUCUGGCCGUCGUCAUCCUACGGAGACGGCGUCGUCAUCGGCGUCAUCGACUCCGGCGUCUGGUCCGAGAGCCCGAGCUUCAACGACGGCGGCAUGAGCCCCGCUCCUCUCUGGUGGAACGGCACGUGCGAGCUUGGCACCCGUUGCAACUGGAAGCUCAUCGGGGCUCGAUCCUUCAACGUAAGCUCGAGCACAGCCGAUGGCGAGUCCGCGAGGGACAACGACGGUCACGGGACGCUCGUAGCCUCCGUCGCCGCCGGCGCCCCCGUCAGCGGCGCCUCCUUCUUCGGCUACGCCAACGGCACUGCCGUCGGGAUGGCGCCGCGCGCGUGGAUAUCAGUGUACGAGGUCGCCGACGCUCGCACGUUGGUGGCAUUCACCUGCAACGUGCUGGCGGCGAUGGAUGCGGCCAUCGCCGACCGAGUCGACGUCAUCUCUAUCGCCAUGGGCCUCACUGACCUCGUCCCGUUGUACGAGGACCCGUUCGCGAUCGCCUCCUUCUCGGCCAUGAAGAAGGGCAUAAUGGUGGUCUUCUCGGCUGGCAAUGACGGACCGUGGAACUACACAGUCACCAACGCCUUCCCUUGGGCGAUCACCGUAGGCGGGAGCUCCGUCGAUCGCAGACUCACCGGAACCCUCACCGUUUAUGGAGACAGUUUCACCGGUGUGUCCUUGUAUCCCCUGUCCAAACUGCUGGUUGACCUCCCGCUCGUCUACAACGCUACGAUCUCGCACUGCAACUCAUCCGAACUGAUAUCUCAAGCCGCCGCGGGAAAGAUAGUCGUCUGCCACGGCCUAGGCGGCAUCGGCAGUAUGUUCUAUCAGAUUGCGGCGGUCAAUGCGUCGGAGGCUGCCGCGGCUGUCUUCGUGACUGACGACGCUCUGUUUCUUGAAGACGGCGAGUUUGCUUGCCCUGCGAUUGCUCUCGACUUGGAUACCGGCGAAGUGCUUCUAAGAUACUUGAGUUCUCUACCCUAUCCAACAGCGUCGAUGGAGUUCCAGGAGACGCAGGUGAGCGGAUUCCUGGGACCGGUCAUCGCCGCUCCGGCAAUCGGGACCUAUUCGUCGAGGGGGCCGUCGCUGAUAAGUCCUGACGUCCUGAAACCGGACGUGGUGGCGCCCGGCACGAGAAUCUUGGGUGCGUGGCCGACCAACAAGCCGGCGGCCACCGCCGGGGCGAUGAGCCUAGCUAAUCCAUUCGCCGUGAAGAGCGGGACGUCCUUCGCAAGCGCACACGUCGCUGGCAUCGCUGCGCUUCUCCAAGCGGCGAAUUACCACUCCUGGAGCCCCGCGGCGAUCCGCUCGGCGAUAAUGACCACCGCACACCAGCUCGACAACACCGGUGAUCCCAUCAAGGAUAGCGCGACGAACUCGGAGGCGACGCCGUUGGCCAUGGGCGCCGGCCACGUCGACCCCAACAGAGCGUUGCACCCGGGCCUAGUGUACGACGCGGGAGAGGCGGACUACGUGAGCUUCCUCUGCAGCCAAGGGUUCAGCCAGGAGCAGAUCAUGGCCAUCGUCGGCGUCGACAGCUACGACUGCUCGUCCCCGUCGCCCCAUCUAAACUACCCUUCUUUCAUCGCCUUCUUCCCCCCCCAGCCACUGUGGCCUGGACCGCAGUCCUUCAUGAGGACGGUGACAAACGUCGACACGAAGCCGGCGGUUUACCGGGCAUUCGUGCGGCAGCCAGUGGGCUUCACCGUCAGCGUCCAACCGGAGGAGUUGGUCUUCAACGCUACAAUGGCCACUAACACAGCCAACUUUGUGCUGACGAUCGUGCAGAAUGAAGAGCCAGUGACCAUGGUGUCGAGCGGUUCCCUGACUUGGGUUCAUGAGGAGUUUACGUACACAGUGAGGAGCCCCAUAGUUGUGGUCGCUGAGAGAGCACCGGCGUUCCCCUGA